GGAACCACCAGCUAGGAUAGACAAUGAUGAGGUGGUGAUGUACUGCUAAUGAAAGUGUAUUUCUCGUGUAUCCUGACAGAUUUAUAACUAGUGUACGACAUCCUUUUUUUGUUUGCAAAAAUGACGACUACCACGACAUUUCAAGGAAUGGAGCCCGGUGCUAAAAGCAGUUCCAGGGUUUUGCGCCCUCCUGGUGGCGGCUCCAACAUUUCACUUGGUGCUGAUGAGGAGAAGCCUCCCGUGCGAAAAAACAAGAUGGCCUCCAGUGUUUUCGCCGAGCCAGAGGACCCCUACGCCAAUCGAAGGAACAACCCGCCAGGUGGGAAGCCCACCGGUGUGCUGUGUGGCGAGCCUUCGGCCCCCCUGAGGAGAGGAGUAAACCACGCCACCAAUCACUCUGGAGAUGCCCCCGCCACAGAUGGAGAAAACUCUGUACGCGAGACCGAAAUCGUUGCUGCCGAGCCCGAACCAGUCCCAGAGCCGCAGCACGACGAGGCCCCCCAGGCUGAAGAAGCCGCCGCAGGGCUACCAUCCGGCCGCCGAAAUCCCCCAGGGGGCAAAUCCAGCCUCAUCCUGGGUUGAGUGCCACUCAACUACCCCUCCUUACCUCCACUCGUCUCUGAACUCAUCUUUUCUUUCCCUUCUUUUUUUUUUUUUUUUUUGUUUUCUUCAAAACAAGAGCCCCCCGUCCCCGGUCCCUGGUCCCUGGUCCCCGUCCCCCCUAGCCCAUUUGUCUGUACCGCAGGAAUCCUCUGAUGUCCAGCAGACACCAGUUCUCCUCCACAUCCCCAAGUGCAUUGUUUUGAUACCUCUUUUUUGAAAACUGUUUUGUACUGUUUUUAUUGUUUCAUUUUGACAGAAGCACUUUAUGUAUUUCUAUGUAUAUGGUUCAACGUCUGCCUUUUCCCCCUGAAAUGCAUUCGACCUGCCAGGAAGGGCACAAGGCUCACAUUUCUCAUAUCAACCAAUGGUAAAUGUCCCCUAACUUUAUGGCCGCGGCAGAAGCCGUCGGUGAUCAUACAAGCAGUUUGUAGAACACAAGCAAAGGAAGAAGAAGAAAAAAAACCCAACUUUUGCACUGUGUUCAUUUUUGACCCAUCUUGCAUGCAUGUCCGGUCUGUAACGUAUGAAUGUGAGAAGAAACAUAACUGUGAAGAUUUUUAUUUAAAUUUUUUUUUCCUUUCAAUAUAAUUUAACCUGUUUGUUAGUUGUUAUUUUGUGGACUAAUUGUCGUACUGUUGUUGCAUGAAGUUGGACUCUUUCUACUGAUUAUAGUAUUAUUAUCCACAUAAAUUACUGUAAUUGUGAUCUGAAAGACGCAGACGUUUGUCUUCUGAUGAUUACCGUAGGUCCCCUGUCAGGUAACAGAGUCGGAACAAGCCUUUUUUUAUAUCGUAGUCACUAACCUUAGAUUAUUGUAAAACCCCCCUCCAGUGCCGGUUUUAAGUGCCCGUUGUUUUUAUAGGUAAAGAAAUUUGCUCAAAAAUUCACUCUAAAGUGUUUGUGUGUUAGGCUACAGCAUCAAACACGGUUGGGUUUCCUGAAUUUCAUCCUCGCAGUAUCGCAAAGACCAAUGUUGUUUUUGUUUCCUUUCAAUGGCAAAUCAAUGGAAUGUUGUUGGUCCUGACUCUGGAGCGUUUCCGGUAAACCCGUCCGAGAUUUGACAAGUGACCUUAUGACAGCCCAGCCUUCUUUUCACAGUUUUAACCCCCCCUCCCCCCUCCCCUCGUAUACAUUCGUUAAUUAUUACCGUUCACUGGAAAUCUAGAAACAAUCUUUUUGUACGUUUCCUGUGACCUUGUUUAAACCAAAAUCCCCUCCUGCUUCUGCUCUGUUAAGUCACGUGCAUGACUGCUGCGUCCACCAGUUGUCAUGCAAGAAAAUCUACAUGUCUUGCCUGUGGUGUCUCUGUUUGGGUUUUUUUUGUUUGUUUUUUUUGUUUUUUUUUAAACGUGUGUUGCGAUGCAGAACAUGUCAGUUUGCAUCCUCUUACCAGUUCCUGUUGCUGGAUAUAAGUCACUGCAGAAAUUUGAAAAUCAAGAAAUGGCACAAGUGGAAAUUAACAUUAAAAGUCAAUUUUGACCAUUGA
Messenger RNA from Stegastes partitus (bicolor damselfish), 2089 nucleotides. RefSeq names its product Jupiter microtubule associated homolog 1a (gene jpt1a). Bases 121 to 582 code for a protein of 153 amino acids. The record is from RefSeq and is a predicted model, not a curated record. Gene Ontology annotation, cellular component: nucleus. Lineage: Eukaryota; Metazoa; Chordata; Actinopteri; Pomacentridae. The transcript has 5 exons.